This is a messenger RNA of Arabis nemorensis, 657 nucleotides long. The record is from the annotation of a GenBank genome assembly. Lineage: Eukaryota; Viridiplantae; Streptophyta; Magnoliopsida; Brassicales; Brassicaceae.
AUGAUGAAUUCAAGAGUUUUCAUUAUCACCUUGGUAUCUUGCAUUAUUGCCUCAACUCGUGCAUACGAUCCCGACGCUCUUCAAGAUCUUUGUGUUGCCGAUAAAUCUCAUGGAACCAAGCUAAACGGAUUCCCAUGCAAAGAAACAUCAAACAUCACGUCGUCCGACUUCUUCUUCGCCGGAAUCUCCAAACCCGCCGUCAUAAACUCCACGACGGGCUCCGCCGUAACCGGAGCUAACGUGGAAAAAAUCCCAGGGCUCAACACUCUCUCCGUCUCCUUAGCGCGUAUAGACUACGCGCCGGGAGGUUUAAACCCGCCUCACACUCACCCACGCGCCACCGAAGUCGUCUAUGUCCUCGAAGGAGAGCUCGAAGUCGGGUUUAUCACGACGGCGAACAAGCUUUUCUCUAAAACCAUCAAGAUUGGUGAAGUUUUCGUUUUUCCAAGAGGGCUCGUGCAUUUUCAGAAGAACAAUGGGAAAUCUCCGGCAUCGGUUUUGGCGGCGUUUAAUAGUCAGUUACCGGGAACGGUUUCUGUUGCGGCUGCGCUUUUUGCGGCGGAGCCAGCUUUGCCGGAAGAUGUGUUGACAAAGACUUUUCAGGUUGGAACUAAGAUGGUUGAUAAGAUCAAGGAAAGACUUGCAACUAAGAAAUAA